This is a messenger RNA of Lutzomyia longipalpis, 1636 nucleotides long. RefSeq lists its product as uncharacterized. The record is from RefSeq and is a predicted model, not a curated record. Lineage: Eukaryota; Metazoa; Arthropoda; Insecta; Diptera; Psychodidae. The transcript has 3 exons. The coding region runs from base 59 to 1582 and encodes 507 amino acids.
AAGAAUUUGACGAAAUGUCAUUUUUUGUUUUCAAAGACACCGGAAAACUGCCCGCGCAAUGAAAAAGUUCCAAAAUGAAUUUGAGGCGUCAAAGAGGGAACUUUUGGAUGGGAAAUAUUUGGAAUAUGAUCCAGAAUGGAAGAAACUCUUCACCUGGUUGAGAGAAAAUAUCACCAUUGAUAACUACGUGAGUCCGUCGAUGGAGGAAAAUGUGAAAAAUCAUGAAUUUCAUGAUGAAAUUGAUACCAUCGAGGAGGAUUUUCCGGGAAUCUUUGAAGUUGAGGAAUCCGAUGUGAAGGAUGCUGAAGCUCAGCUAAAUGUCCUCUUGAAGGCAGAAGGAGAGUAUAGGGAGCAAAAUGACCAACUAAGGAAGAUCAUAAAUCAGGUGAAUGAAGAUAUCCGGGAGAUUUCAAAGGAAUUAACUGAUACCUACGCUCAAGCAGAGAUUUGGGGUGAGAAAGUAGCUGGAUUGGAGGCCCAACUGGAUACCCUCACAGCCCAAAAAGAUGAUUCGGAGAAGAAGCUAAUGGAAAUGUACAAAAACCCGGAGGAAGUUCUCGCUGUGGGGCACAUUCCGAUUGAUUACUUGAAGAUGAACAUGGAAAUAGCUUGGAAGCGUCUGGGAACGUGCAUGGCAGCCUUCAAUACAGAAGGUUCCGCCCUGGAUGGGCAGCGUCUCAGUGGGAGAAUUGAGUACUUCGCCGAGAGCUCCCUGGUGCAGUAUGAGAAGCUUCUCCAGGUGCAGGAAAAUUUCUUUGGAAUGCAGAAAGCCAUUGAAAUGUUUGAUGGUUUCACGGAUUUCUCCUCAUCAUCCACGGAAAUUGGCACGCAAAUGGCGGAAAUGGAGAGAAAGACAAGCAUCUACGAGGCACAGAUGGAUGAACUCACAACUGAGUGUAUGCUGGGGAAGAAGCAGGAGCUAAUGAAGGAGAAGGAAGGGAUUUACAUGAAAAUUCACGAAGUGAAGCUUUCUCGUGCUCAGAAUCGCCUUGAAAAACUCCAGGAAAUUGAUGGAUUUGCCGAGAAAUUCAUUGAUAUUGCUGAAAUUUUCUGGAUUCUCCUCCAGAUUGACAGGAAGAGAAUCAAAAACUUCCUCUGUGUCCUUGAGAAGGGAAAUCCAUCGCAGAUUGGGAAGUUUUUGUGGAGAAUCAAUGAAGAUCUCAAAAUGACAACAUUCAAGAUUUCCUCGCAAAAGCCAAGGAAAUUCCUCCUGGAUCCCAAUAGGAAUGUUCAGAUUACGGAGAAAUUCACCGAACUACGUAGUUUGGAGAAAGCUCUUAAAUCUCUCAUCUUGGGACCGGCAAAUACCCCAAUUUUCAUGUCACCGAAACUCACCCUUCAGCAGUACAUCCUCCGCAAUCUAGCUGCCCAACUGGAUGCCACACAGAAGGAUAUCAAGGAUCGAUUCACAAAGGAAUAUCUGGAGCCCAAGGCUAGCAAUAAAUUGUGGGAAUCUCGCCGCUUGCUCUGGGUGUGGUUCCUCACACAGCCCAAGAACGUUCUUAUGGCAAUUCAGGCAGCUGCCAGGACACCAUCCAAGAAAUCAAUGAAGGGUCUUCCUGGCAUUCGCAGUGAUUCCUAAUUAAUUUCCUUUGUAUAUUUUUCUUGAAAUAAAUGAAUUUUUCUUCGGCGAAAA